AUGAAUACAGAUGCUAUAGACGCGGACGCUGUCUUAAAAAUGACGGUAGUGACCUUGAAGGAAAAAUUAAGAAGCUUGGGGUUAGGAAUAGUCGGACGUAAACAUGAACUUAGGGAAAGACUGCUCCGACAUUUAGGCCUGAUCGACGAUGGUGACGACGACGACGAUGACGAUGAUGGUUUCCAGUCAAAUAAAUCCGCAAUUGAAUCUCCAGCUAGAUCAUCAGCUACACUUGUACGCACCGCACAUUUUACCUUUAAAGAUAUUCAGGAAAGCCUUUCAACCUUUGAUGGCAAUGACACGUCCGAUGUAGAGAAGUGGAUUGAGCAGAUCGAAGAGAAUGCAGAAAUUGUAAAUUGGAACGAGGUUCACAAAUUUAUAUAUGCGAAACAAUUACUACGUGGUGCCGCUAAACUUUUUGUAAGUAGUCAAACUGGGUUGCGUAACUGGAAUUCCCUGACAUCUGCUCUAAUCAAGGAGUUUGGUAACAAGUUAUCGGCGGCUGACGUUCAUAAAGUACUGGGCAAAAGAUUUAAGAAGCCAGGGGAAUCAUACCGUGAAUAUUUAUAUGCGUUGAUGGAGAUAGGCAAAUCUGUACGCUUGGAUGAAGGAAGUUUAUUAGAAUAUUUUGUAGACGGCAUUCCCGGUUCUAAAUUCAGUAAGGCUACACUGUACCAGGCGAAAACCAUAAUCGAGCUUAAAGAACAAAUAGUCACUUACGAAAAGAUAACACGGGACUCGAGGGAUAAUCAUAAGAAAGUUGAAAUACAUAAUAGGGCCAAACAAGAAAACAUUAAUUCUUCGCUGCCAGCAAGAGUCGAAAAGAGGUGCUUUAAAUGUGGCGAAUUUUCGCAUGUAGCGAAAGAGUGCAAGCACAAACAAUUCAAGUGUUUUAAGUGCCAACAAAUGGGGCAUAGGUCGUUCGAAUGCAAGGCGCAGCAAGGCGCCAGUACAAAGCGUGAACAGGGUCACGUAAAUUCAAUCGGUGAAGUCUCUAAAGCUAAUUUGAAACUUAAACAAAUAAAAAUUUGCAAUGUCGACGCAUGGGCUCUAAUCGAUACGGGCUGUAGUUUGUGUCUGAUGAGAUGUGACACAUUUAGCAAGCUGGACAAAUCCAUAAAGUUAACUCCGGAACAACGGCAGUUGUUUGGUAUCGGUGCAGCUAAAAUAUCAACGAUGGGUAGUUUUGAGGCCAUGGUAUUGAUCGAUAACAGCCCUGUAAACUUGACAUUCCACGUCGUAGAAACAGGUGACAUUAGCUACGAGGUGAUCCUUGGUAAUUCAAUUUUAAAACAUUUCGACAUGAUGGUUCGCGACGAUGGUGUUGAAUUCAAGAGAAGAGUGAUUACACAGAGUAGUUAUAAAUCGGAUGGGGCAAAAAAUGACGUAUCAAAGGACGAUGAUCCGAUGACAAACAUUUUCUUAAAUAAAUGCUUUAACAUUGAUUUUAAGGAAACAGAUUAUGAUCUAAGUCAUCUUAAGAACCAGUUAGCAAGCACGGUAAGACAGAUGAUUGAACAAUAUGAACCGAAGAAAGACGAUAACCCACUAGUGAAUAUGAAAAUCGUUCUCACCGACGAAGUUCCUGUUUACCAACCACCACGAAGGGUGUCAUAUGAAGAGCAAAAAGUGAUAGAAAAACAAGUCGAACAGUGGUUAGACGAAGGCAUAAUACGCCCAAGCUGUUCAAGUUACGCAUCACCUGUGGUGCUCGUGUCAAAGAAGAAUGGUACAAAACGACUUUGCUGCGAUUACCGUAAACUCAAUUCGAAGAUCAUACGGGAUAAUUUUCCCAUGACCCUAAUUGAUGACGCGCUAGAGAAGCUUAGAGAAGCGAACGUAUACACAACUUUGGAUCUGGCCAAAGGCUUCUUCCACGUACCGGUGGAUGCGAAUUCGCGCAAAUACACGGCAUUUGUUACACACAGUGGCCAGUAUGAAUUUCAGUAUGUGCCUUUUGGAUGUGACAUGAGGAUAUCAGAAUCGGCACCACUAACCGAAAUCAUCGAAAACGAAGCAAUUGAGUCGUUCGAAUCCGAUCGCAAUGAAGCUCCACAAUUAGCAAAACAGAACAUUUCAGCGAUUCAGGAGGAGAAUCGGCGUAGCUAUAAUCGUAAACGCCAUUGGGCCAUAUAA
Bactrocera tryoni is the source of this 2136-nucleotide messenger RNA. RefSeq lists its product as uncharacterized. The transcript has 2 exons. The record is from RefSeq and is a predicted model, not a curated record. The coding region runs from base 1 to 2136 and encodes 711 amino acids. Gene Ontology annotation, molecular function: zinc ion binding; nucleic acid binding. NCBI's taxonomy places the organism in Eukaryota, Metazoa, Arthropoda, Insecta, Diptera, Tephritidae.